This is a messenger RNA of Pimephales promelas (fathead minnow), 1670 nucleotides long. RefSeq names its product rapunzel (gene rpz). The record is from RefSeq and is a predicted model, not a curated record. Lineage: Eukaryota; Metazoa; Chordata; Actinopteri; Cypriniformes; Leuciscidae.
AGUCGGGAUUGGGACUUUGAAGAGAGCAAUCUGAAAAGGUACUUGGAAGGGAAAAAAAAAAAAAACAAGAUCUCCAUUUGGGACAUCCGGUCUUUCUCACUGCAACGUCAACUAUAAGAUCAGAGCUUAGUCUUCCUCCAAACACAAUGGCUGAGAUCUUCGACGACCCAGAGAAGCUGAAGAGGGGCCUUGUGAAGGUCCUAGAAUGUGUGGCCACCAUCUCGUCAGCAGCAGCGGUGGUCAAUCCCAUCUUCGGCGUGGCCGGCUCUCUCAUCCGGGUGGUGCUGCACCAUGUGGACGAUGAAGACAUCCAGAAACUCAGACGGGAGUUCGGCAGCGUGAAUCGAGCCCUGGACGAAAUCUCGCAGCAGAACCGUCAAGCCCUGCUGCAAAUCAGGAAGGAGACGUUGGACAAACAGUACCACGAGGUGGAGGAAAACAUUCGUAAUCAGUUCCGCAAAUUCGUGGAGAUCGUGGAGGCCAAGCCAGAGAACCUGCAACGCAAGAAGGAGGAUUUCGUCGAGAGCUUCAUCAACGACAAAGAUGACCAGAACAUGUACACGCUUUAUGAAGGCGUGAUGGGGAAGCGCAAACUCUUCAGCCAGCCCAUCCUGGAGGUGUACAUGAAGCACUCGCAGGGGGACCGGCGCGUCAUGGAAAACCUCUGCACGCGACUCGCGUACCUGUUCUGCAUCGGGUUCAUCGCUCUCAUGGGCUACUACGGCAUCCUGGGGGAUGACUUGGAAUCUCGCAACGAGGAGUGGGAAGAGAACAUGAAGAACGUGCAGGUGAAAAUGCAGGAGGUGCUGAGGAGAUGCAAGUGAUCCCGAUGCCUUUCAGCACAACCAACGCUCUUUAUUUGCCUUUUCCUGUAUGGACUUCAUCGACCUGCAGCAUUUAUCCUCCUGAUGAGCAGCUCAUGCUGACGGGUUCAUCUCAUUUCCUGGAAUCUGCUUCUUGUUUUUGUUUUUUAAUCACAUUUCUUCAUGCCUUGCCUCAGUUUAACACUACAUGACGAGCAUAAUUCACACUAAUCUACACAAUGCUGACUGUGCUUAUAUAAAUAUUAGUAAAGUUCAAAAGCAGUUUCACCUUGAAAAUUAUUUUUAAAAAGCUUCAACACUACAUAAAUAUAAAUAAAUAUAAAUUAUGUUCAAUGAAACUCUCUCUCUCUUUCUAUUAUCUAGCUAUCUCUCUAUCUAUACAAACUUUGCAAAAUAAAGAGCAUACAAUUUUCUGUCUGUGCAUACUAAGAUCAAAAUUUCGGAUAUUUUCAUGUUUAUUUUUUGCAUACUUAAAUCUAUUUAGUAGUAGAUUUGAGUAUGCAUUUAUUUGUACCGUGUCAUUUUCAUUGCCAUUAGAAUGGAUUAUCAGAGCAUAUAUUUUAAUAUAAGUAGAAAUGACGUAAACUGAAGGGUUUUUUUUGUUGUUGUUUUUUUGCAUUCAUUUGACCCUUUUAUUUUAUUUAGGAUAAAUAAAGCACCUGAUGUGCUUGCUAUACCGCAACUAAGUGUACAGUGCUGCACGUUUAGUCUGUUCAGUCACGACUGAAGUUCAUCUAGAUAAUCACGUUUCUUUUACAUGUGUCUAUAAAGCACUGGCAUAUAAAUGCCACUAUAAUUCUGUGUCAUGUACUUGAAUGUCUUGAGGAUUGGAACAUGUUACCUUCC